AUGCGUGGUCUUGACCUAUCCCUUGUCACCCAUCACCUUGACACAUUUCCCAACUCUAAGCCAAUAAAGCAACAUGCUCGAAAGUAUCACCCUGACCUUGAGGCGAAGAUUAAGGAAGAAGUAGAAAAAUUACAGAGGGCCAAGUUCAUUGAGCUUAUACAGUACCUAACUUGGCUAGUAAAUAUUGUGCCUAUGAAGAAGAAUGGCCAGAUUAGGGUUUGCGUAGACUUUCACGACCUGAACAAGGCCUACCUGAAAGAUGAGUUUCCAUUGUCCCAUAUUGACACACUUGUCGAUUCUACUGCGGGCCAUCAGAUGUUCUCCUUUAUGGACGAGUUUAAUGGUUAUAACCAGAUCAAAAUGGCACCAGAAGAUAUAGAAACGACAGUUUUCAGAACGCCCUUGAGAAAUUUUUUCUAUAUAGUGAUGCCUGUCGGUUUAAAAAACUCGAGGGCAACCUAUCAAUGCGCUAUGACUGCAGUAUUCCAUGAUAUGUUACAUCAUGAAGUAGAAGUGUAUGUGGAUGAUCUGUGUGCACUCAGAGUUACCGUAGGAAAGUUCCUUGGUUUCUUGGUACACCAAUGUGGUAAUGAGGUAGACGGGGAUAAGAUCAAGUCCAUCAUGGAGAUGCCACCACCACACUCUCAAAAAGCCUUGAAGAAAUUCCUAGGCAAAGUGUCAUACCUUAGGAUGCUUAUUCUAACCCUUGCUGAGAUAACAUUUUCCUUUGGGACAUUGCUGAAAGGGAAUCACAAGUUUGAAUGGCUACCAGAACACCAACAGGCAUUUGAUAUGGUUGUGACCAGGAGUGAUCUAGUCCGCUACUUACUAAACAAGCCCGCUCUGACCAAAAGAAUGACAAGAUGGCUUUUGGCUCUAGUAGAAUAUGACAUAACAUGCGUUACUCCCAAGGCUAUUAAGAGCCAAACACUUGCAGACUUAUUUGCCCAAUUCCCGUCUAGUGAACAUGAACUUGCAGAGGUACCUCUACCAGGUGAGGUCCACGUUUCAGCGGUCGCAGUUGAGACUUAUUGGGACUUAAAAUUUGAUGGAGCUUCUAGAGCUAGGAAAUGUGGAGCUGGCAUCACACCGACCAAUCAAAAAGGAGAGAAGUUUCAUUUAUCAUAUAAGCUUCACUUUGAAUGUUCAAACAACGAGGCUGAAUAUGAGGCGUUGAUACUGGGUUUGAUUGCUACUCAAAAGAAAGGCCUCCGUAAGUUGAAAAUUUGGGGCAACUCCAAGUUAGUUGUUAAGCAAACAAUGGGCGAUUUCACCUUGAAGGAGCCUUUGCUUGCCCCAUAUUGCACCAUAGAUCAAAAGUUGCUCAUCCAGUUUGAUGAUGUCCAAAUCUUACACACCCCUCAAACACGCAAUCGUUUUCCCGAUGCCUUGGCUACACUGGGGGCAAAGGUGGAUAUACCAGAUGAUAGUAUAGCCAUCGUCAUCGAGAAAAGAACAACACCAACAGUGUUAGCCAAAAAACAUACAGAGCAAAAUACCAAGGGAUGGAAAACAGAUAUAAUCCAACAGCUGAAAAUAGGCCAGGGAACUAUCAGACCAGUAGAACUUGCAUCAUCCCUGCUCCUUAAAGGAGAGUUGUAUUUUCGAGGUCCCAACAACCUGUUAGCAAGGUGCAUCGGUAGACAAGAAGUAACUUACAGACUUAAGCAGAUCCAUGCUAAGUCCUGCGGAGAUAGGGAUAUCAGUCUAUAUCGACGAAUACAGGUGCAAGGGUACUGCUGGCCAGAAAUGGAAAAAGGAAAGUAUAGAGUUGUAGAGGCAAUGUGCAAAAUGUCAGUCCCAUCCUAA
Camellia sinensis is the source of this 1809-nucleotide messenger RNA. Lineage: Eukaryota; Viridiplantae; Streptophyta; Magnoliopsida; Ericales; Theaceae. The record is from RefSeq and is a predicted model, not a curated record.